Messenger RNA from Micropterus salmoides (largemouth bass), 1979 nucleotides. RefSeq names its product E3 ubiquitin/ISG15 ligase TRIM25-like. Lineage: Eukaryota; Metazoa; Chordata; Actinopteri; Centrarchiformes; Centrarchidae. Gene Ontology annotation, molecular function: zinc ion binding. The record is from RefSeq and is a predicted model, not a curated record. Bases 165 to 1802 code for a protein of 545 amino acids. The transcript has 9 exons.
GAGAGAGAGAGAAAGAGAGAGAUGCGCCUUUAUCUGUGGUCACGACUUAUCUCGCCAGACACACUGAGUGAGCUGAUGUUAAGGUUGGCUUAAUACAUCUAUUGGCAUAAGAAAGUUAUCGUGACAAGAGGGGAAUUAUCAUUCACCUCACCUGAAGUCACAUCAUGGCCGAAGUGGACGAGAGUCAGUUUUCUCUGUUGAGUCUGGAGGAUGAGCUGACCUGCAGCAUCUGUCUGAGUACCUUUGACUGUCCGGUGACCAUCCCCUGCGGACACAACUUCUGCCAGGACUGCCUCCUCGCCACCUGGAAGGAGUCCUACAGCUGCCCUCAGUGUCGGACCCACUUCGCUACCAAACCCGAGCUGAAGAAGAACACGGUCCUCAGCACCGUGGUGCAGACCUUCAACUUGAGGUCGACCAAGAGCGAGGCCAGCCCGGCCGAAGAGGAGAGCAAGGCCAAGAAAGAGGAAGUCAUACGCUGUGAUGCCUGCAUGGAAGCAGAAGCAUCGCAGACCUGCCUUACCUGCAUGGCCUCUUUCUGUGAGGAGCACCUGCGCCCUCACCGGGAAAACCCAAACUUUAGUCUCCACCAGCUGAGUGAGCCUGUCGGCGACCUGUUGGAGCGUAUCUGCACUGUCCAUCACAAGAUGAUGGAGUUCUUCUGCACCCAACAUGGCCGACCAAUCUGCAGCCUCUGCCUCCAACAAGUCCACAAAGGCUGCCCCUUCAUGUCCCAUGAGGAGCAGAGGAACAUGAAAGAGUACGACCUCAGAGACAAGUUGGGUUUGCUGGACAGGAGGAUUGAGAAGACCGAGACUGUUAUGUUCCAAAUGAAUGACACAGAGAGCAAGCUGACGGACGCAGCAACCAAAAGGAAGACCGCAUUGACAGCUGUGUAUCAGCAGAUGCGGGAUAUGUUGGCCCAAGAAGAACACGAGGCCCAACAUGAGGUGGACCGCGAGCUGGAGAUUAACCAGACGAAACUGCAGCACCUCAUGAAGAGGUUCACUGAGAAUUCUGAAAAGAUGAGAAAAGCCAGAGAAGAUAUAAACAGUCUGCUGAGUCGAUCCCAAACCUUGGCCUUUCUGCAGUCUUCAAUUAACUUGCCUAAGGCUGUAAACUUUGACCCUCACACCCCUCGAAUCAGCCUGGACUCCAAGAAGGUGACAGCAACACAGGGCUUUGCUGCUGCCCUGAAGGAGUAUCUGACAGAGAUCCUUAAACAGCCUGUUGAGGCCAGACUGCUGAUGCUUAAACCAGGUGAAUGUGCAGAUGAAAAAGCAGCUCCUGCCCUGGGACCUGAACAUACUGGAAAUACUGGAUAUCAGCCGAAAUCUGAACAACCAGAGCCCCAAAAGCAGGAAGGACAGCCCAGGUCCCACAGUCCAGGUCGUCCACCCAUCCAGCCAUAUUUCCAACCAGUUCCUGUACCUGUUUAUAUGGGAUCACAUGGAAGAUGGAAUCCAUCCCAGUAUGCACAGGGUCACCAGUCACCACGCUUUCCAUUUAUGGCAGGACAAUGGAAAAACCCACAAAAAGUGUUGAGAAAACCUAAUCAGGAAAAAAAGAAGAAAACCAUCUGCAAGCCGGUUCAUGAAGCGACCCCGAAAAAGGAUGGAGAAGCACGCAAGAAAAGCCACACUCUCAAAAACAAAGAGCAAGACAAAAAAACCCCCAGUGGUCAGGGAGGAAAUAAGCCAAGUGGGAGAGGAUCUGAUUUCACCAAGAAAGACAACCCCAGAAGCCAUCCUUCAUCAGAGAAAUCAAAAACGCACCAUCCACAUCCCAAUAAAAAUAACUAGAUGCAGCAGCAGAUGUAUUUGCUUCUGCUGUUGUCAUACAGUGAGCCACUGUAAGAUGUGAAUCACAUGAUAGGGAAUGGCACUACUUCAUUGCUUUACAAGGGCUUCAAUAAACAGUAUCCACAAAGCCAGUCUUCACCAUUACUUUACAGUAGUCACAUAUAUAUAUAUAUAUAU